Molecule: messenger RNA, 576 nt
Organism: Musa acuminata subsp. malaccensis (wild Malaysian banana)
Lineage: Eukaryota; Viridiplantae; Streptophyta; Magnoliopsida; Zingiberales; Musaceae
Source: RefSeq, a predicted model, not a curated record
AUGGGAUUCCGUUGCUUUAACUGGCGUCUCGUCAUCUUCUUCGUCCUCUCCAUGGGGUUCCAGGGCGAGCUGGCUGGAGCUCACGGAAGACGGCAGCUGGUGCAAAGCCUCGAGGCGGCGGAUGAUGGGGUGUGCACCGCCGUGGUGAGCCCUCAGGGUUACGAGUGCCGAGAAUAUGAGGUGAAGACGCAAGACGGGUACAUACUGACCAUGCACAGGAUCCCACAAGGAAGAGGAGGCGGCAGCGCGGGCAAGAGGCAGCCGGUGCUGCUCCAACAUGGAGUCCUCUCGGACGGGUUGACAUGGCUACUGAAUCCACCUCGACAAUCGCUGCCUUUCGUACUUGCAGACAACGGAUUCGAUGUAUGGAUUACACACGGCAGGGGCACCAGGUGGAGCCGUCGCCAUGAGUCUCUCAAAACAUCGGACACGGCUUAUUGGGCGUGGUCAUGGGAUGAGUUGGCCAGCUAUGAUUUGCCUGCUACUGUGGGUUUCGUAUUCCGGAAAACUGGGCAGAAGCUGCACUAUGUUGGUCACUCCAUGGGAACUCUGACAGCUCUAUCAGCAUUCUCCGAG